ACAACCCAGCCAAAAGCCCUUGCCCCGAAUCUCUUCCACGUUCUCCCUUCCGCGACCAAAGAAAGGGGAAAACCGAUAGGAAACCUUCCUGUCAAUGGCCGCCUCCCCUUCCAAGGGCGUUAGGGUUUAACUCCAACUUCUCCUAGAUCUCUCUCACCGCCCCUCUCCUCGAUCAGGUACUGCAGCACCUGGUAGCCUCAUGGGGUACCUGCAGGAGGCCAGGGAGAAUCACGUCAAGAAGAAGGUCGAGGAAGCUUUGCGCAGCAAAAUGAAACAAAAGGCCCUCAAGGAAUGUGAUGUACUGUGUUCAAAAUACGCUGAAUGUGCUCGAGGAAGAACUUUCUCUGUGGUUUGGACAUGCCGCAAGCAAGCCAAAGAGUUGAAUAACUGUCUUCAUCAAUUCACCAAUGAUGCAAUACUGGAAGAUAUGAAGAAGGCUUACAUGGCCGAGGAAGAGAGCAAGGAGAAGAACAAAUAAUCUUUAUGCAUCCAUGCCUGUAUGUACACUGCUGCUUUUGGAAUUUGGCAGUUGCUUACUGGUUAUCUUAGUUGAUUGAUGCUGAAUUCCUAGAGACCUUUUGUGAACAUUUGGGUUUGUCCAGAUGCAUAACCUGGUAUGAUCUCAAGGAAUCCAUGUAUUAUUUUAUUGACUUGCAAGUUGUGUCUGAUAGCAUUAUCCUCCAAUAACUUGUUUAGCUGA
Messenger RNA from Triticum dicoccoides, 700 nucleotides. RefSeq lists its product as uncharacterized. Gene Ontology annotation, cellular component: mitochondrion. The transcript is spliced from 3 exons. The record is from RefSeq and is a predicted model, not a curated record. NCBI's taxonomy places the organism in Eukaryota, Viridiplantae, Streptophyta, Magnoliopsida, Poales, Poaceae. The coding region runs from base 200 to 478 and encodes 92 amino acids.